This is a messenger RNA of Prorocentrum cordatum, 252 nucleotides long. The record is from the annotation of a GenBank genome assembly. Lineage: Eukaryota; Dinophyceae; Prorocentrales; Prorocentraceae.
GGAUAUGCUCGAGGCUGGUUUAUGAGCGCGCACGUCGUGACCUCCUCGCAGCGCCCAGAGCUUUGCGAGGGGAGGGGAGCCGCAGCGGCAGGGGCGCCUUCGUUUUUCCUACCAGGGGCGCCCGCGGUGUUCCGCUGGGGCAGCCUGCAGUACCGCGUGAGGCGCGUUGGGCGAGGGACGACUCCGACGGUCACCGAUGAAUGGAACGCCGCAUCGCAUCCGCUGACACGGCGCCCGCUGCUUCAGGUGUGA